GUAUUAAUGACCGACAGCACUAUCAUAUGUCCGUAUUGUAAAAAUAAUGCUUACUUCGAUCCAAGAUCAUCCUCAAGCUAUUGUAGAUCAAAAAUAUGCAAUGGCAUUGUAAUUGAAUAAGGAAAGAUUACCUAUGAAAAUGAGGUUAAUUUGCAUGAGGCUGAUGAACCAGGAAAAAAGUAAACUAGGUUUGGAGGGUAUGAAAAUAAAAGGGAUGCUUUUAAAAAUUAAAUUUGUGAAAUGUUAGGAAAAAGUGAUUCUAAGCAGAGAAAAUAAUUUUAUGAAAAAUUUGAAGCUGGAGAACAUCAAAUACAAAAGUUGUCCAGCAUUUUUAUGAUGAAUGAAGCAUUCACUAACGAUGCCAUAUCUAAAUACAGGUCUUUAAUGUUUGAUAAUGCGAGUGAUGUAGAACUAUUUUUUAAUAUUUUAGAUUGCCAACAAAAGCUUUUUGGCCUUAGCCGCUUUGGCUUACAACCUAACUAUCAAAGAAAGGAAGUCAUAACGUAAUUAUGAUGAAAGAUUAAAUAAAAUUACAAUUGAACUUAUAGUUAAAUUCUGCUAAGUGACACCUCAAUAAAUGGAUUUAGUUACUAAGGCUUUAAAUAUGAAAGUAAAUAAUUGUUUUUAGUUUGCUUAGAACUCAGGGGAACCAGGAAAACAGGACAUCUGCUAAAAAAUUGUACAGAAAGUCAAAGAACACAAAUUACCAUUUAAUGAACUAGAAAAUAUGGCUAUUUAUGAUAUCCCUCAUAGACUUAUGGAUAACAGUAUUAUCAGAGGUGAAAAAACUUCAACAAUUGCAUGGUAAUUAUUGUAAAUAUAUACCUAGUGUUGUUGAAUACAUGGUCUCAUAACUAUCUGGCAAUCCAGAAUUAAAUAGAUUAACUCUAGAUUAACUUGCUUAAAUGAAUGACGUAACAAAAGACACUGCUAAGAAACUAUGGAAUACAAUCCUAGAAAAUUAAUGUUUAUAGAAUCAUAUUACUAGAUGGUAAGGACAGAGAUCAAUAUCAGAGCUCAAACAUAUAACCUGA
Molecule: messenger RNA, 1034 nt
Organism: Paramecium octaurelia
Lineage: Eukaryota; Ciliophora; Oligohymenophorea; Peniculida; Parameciidae
Source: the annotation of a GenBank genome assembly